Molecule: messenger RNA, 2051 nt
Organism: Papaver somniferum (opium poppy)
Lineage: Eukaryota; Viridiplantae; Streptophyta; Magnoliopsida; Ranunculales; Papaveraceae
Product: heparanase-like protein 1
Exons: 10
Coding region: 254-1879 (541 amino acids)
Cellular component (GO): plant-type cell wall; membrane
Molecular function (GO): beta-glucuronidase activity
Source: RefSeq, a predicted model, not a curated record
ACAAAGAUUGAAGAUUGCCCAUGUGUUGAGACAACAGUCCCUUGCUUAGAUUGAUUAGUUGUUGGAAGUAAGAUUAAAAUACAAGAAACGGAAUGUUAAGAAAUAGAAAGAGACAGUGACAGAAAGCAGCAGCUCCAAUUCUCUACAGUGAUUUCCAUUUCAAAUUUCAGAUGCUGAAUUUCCUGCUUAUCAGCUAAAUCGAUUCAGUAAUUAUUACCUAGUGUUUGAAGGAAUUGUGAUUGUUGUCUAGCAAAUGGCUUUCUGGGUGCCUUUGUUUCUAUAUACUGCGGCGUGUUGUCUUCCUGUGAUUUUUGCUCAAGAAACUGCGUAUGCAACAGUGGUUGUUAGGGGUGCUACGAAGGUUGCUGAGACUGAUGAUCAUUUUGUUUGUGCUACUAUUGAUUGGUGGCCAUCAGAUAAGUGUAACUACAACCAUUGCCCAUGGGGAGAGUCCACUGCCUUAACCCUGAACUUGUCUCAUCCGUUGCUCGCCAAGGCCAUAAGAGCCUUCGAUCAUUUGAGAAUAAGAAUCGGAGGAUCUCUGCAAGACCAAGUUAUCUAUGACGUGGGCGCCUUGAAAUAUCCUUGUCAUGCUCGUCCAUUUUUUAGAAAGAAAGAUGGGCUGUUUGGAUUUUCCAAUGGUUGUUUACAUAUGAACAGAUGGGACGAGCUCAACGACUUACUUGGCAAGACAGGGGCCAUAAUUACAUUUGGACUGAAUGCACUUUAUGGGAGGCACAAAACAGGAAAAGGUGUCUGGGGAGGUGCUUGGAACGCGAGUAAUGCCCGUGAUUUCAUCGAGUACACUAUCUCCAAAGGAUACCAUAUUGAUUCAUGGGAAUUUGGUAACGAGCUGAGUGGAAAUGGAGUUGGUGCCAGUGUUGGUGCCACACAAUACGGAGAAGAUUUAAUCAACCUCAAAGCUAUCAUCAAUGAUUUAUACAAGAACUCCGACGUCAAACCCUUGCUUAUAGCACCAGGAGGAUUCUUUGAUCUGAAAUGGUAUGCAAGGUUUCUUAACGUAUCUGGGUUGAACACAGUGAAUGCAUUGACACAUCAUCUGUACAAUCUGGGCGCUGGUGAUGAUCCCCAUCUUGUGAGUAAGAUAUUGGAUCCGUAUCAUUUGAAUAGGGUUGCUGGAACUUUCGUCAAUCUUCAGGAAACAAUAAAAAGACAUGGUCCUUGGGCUUCUGCUUGGGUUGGAGAAGCUGGAGGAGCCUACAAUAAUGGUGGUCGUCAUGUGUCCAAUAGAUUUGUUAAUAGCUUCUGGUACUUAGAUCAGCUUGGAAUGUCAUCCAAGUACGAAACUAAGGUAUAUUGUAGACAAUCUUUGAUUGGUGGGAACUAUGGUCUCCUCAACACAACCACAUUUGUUCCCAACCCUGAUUACUACAGUGCACUUCUAUGGCAUCGGCUUAUGGAUAAAAGAGUUCUUUCAGUUGAUAGUGAUGCUUCAGCGCACUUACGUGUUUAUGCUCAUUGUUCAAAGGGAAAAGCGGGCAUAACCUUACUUCUGAUCAAUCUAAGCAACCAUACCGAAUAUCGAAUCAGAGUUCGUAACAAUAUAAACCUCAACUUGGUUGUAGAUAAUCAGCAACAAAAAUCUUUCAUGCAUGGUCUUAGGAGAACAGUUUCAUGGCUUGGAAGAAAAGCAUCAUACGGAGCAUUAUCAAGAGAAGAAUACCAUUUAACUCCGAUGGACGGUAACCUAAGAAGCCAAACUAUGCUUCUGAAUGGUAACCCGUUAGAACUUGCUCACAAUGGAGAUAUCCCGAGUUUGAAUCCUGUUCUUGUCGACAUAAAUUCCCCUGUACUUAUUAUUCCUUUAUCCAUUGCCUUCAUUGCCUUCCCGCAUUUCGAUGCUCCAGCUUGUGUAUGAUUUUUCUAGUACCACAAUUAUUUUCUGCUUCUGCACCCUAUUAUACAGUGCAGGACACUGCUAAGCUGUAACCUCUUGAUAAUUGUAUCGAAAUAGUACCAACUAGUUCAACAACAAAGUUCACUUGCUAAAUGCAAGAUUCUUAUAAGAGUACUAUUAAUAAUUUAUAUUA